GUGAUGCAGCCAACACGAACGGUUGUCAUGUGUAACACAACUUUCGAUCACCGCGAAAACACCGUCCUGGGAAAGCGUCCAUGCUUGAUAUCGUUUGGUUCAUGAACAUUAAGUUUCCAGUACAGGUAAAAUUCCUGAGGAAUCCAAAGCUCUCUCUUUAUUGGCUCCUGCUCCAACCAUGACAAGUCUGAUGCCUGGUGCAGGAUUGCUUCCCAUACCAACCCCAAAUCCCUUGACUACAGUAAAAAGUCUUGGUGAUUCACUUAGCAGCUUGGGAGCUAUACCGGCAGCAGCACUGGACCCCAACAUAGCAACACUUGGAGAGAUCCCACAGCCACCUCUUAUGGGAAAUGUAGAUCCUUCCAAAAUUGAUGAGAUUAGGAGAACAGUCUAUGUUGGAAAUUUGAAUUCCCAGACAACGACAGCUGAUCAACUACUUGAAUUUUUUAAACAAGUUGGAGAAGUGAAGUUUGUACGGAUGGCAGGUGAUGAGACUCAGCCAACUCGGUUUGCUUUUGUGGAAUUUGCAGACCAAAAUUCUGUACCAAGGGCCCUUGCUUUUAAUGGAGUUAUGUUUGGAGACAGGCCACUGAAAAUAAAUCACUCCAACAAUGCAAUAGUAAAGCCUCCUGAGAUGACACCUCAGGCUGCAGCUAAGGAGUUAGAAGAAGUAAUGAAGCGAGUACGAGAGGCUCAGUCAUUUAUCUCAGCAGCUAUUGAACCAGAGUCUGGAAAGAGCAAUGAAAGAAAAGGCGGUCGAUCUCGUUCCCAUACUCGCUCAAAGUCCAGGUCUAGCUCAAAAUCCCAUUCCAGAAGGAAAAGAUCACAGUCCAAACACAGGAGUAGAUCCCAUAACAGAUCACGUUCAAGACAGAAAGAUAGACGGAGAUCUAAGAGCCCACAUAAAAAACGCUCUAAAUCCAGGGAGAGACGGAAGUCAAGGAGUCGUUCACGUUCACGGGACAAGAGAAAAGAUACUCGAGAAAAGCUCAAGGAGAAGGACAGAGUGAAAGAGAAAGAUAGAGAAAAGGAAAGGGAGAAGGAGAGAGAGAGGGAAAAAGAGCGUGAAAAGGAAAAGGAACGGGGCAGAAACAAAGACCGGGACAAAGAACGGGAAAAGGACAAGGACAAGGAUAGAGAGAGAGAGCGGGAAAAAGAGCCUGAAAAGGAACGAGACAAAGAGAAGGAAAAGGAACAGGACAAAGAAAAGGAACGCGAAAAGGACAGAUCCAAAGAGAUAGAUGAAAAAAGGAAGAAAGAUAAAAAAUCCAGAACACCACCCAGAAGUUACAAUGCCUCAAGAAGAUCUCGUAGUGCCAGCAGAGAAAGGCGGAGGAGGAGGAGCAGGAGUUCUUCCAGAUCUCCUAGAUCAUCAAAAACCAUGAAAAGGAAAUCUUCUCGGUCUCCAUCCCCUCGGAGCCGAAAUAAGAAAGAUAAAAAGAGAGAAAAAGAAAGGGACCACAUCAAUGAAAGAAGAGAGAGAGAGCGUUCAACCUCUACAAGGAAGAGUUCUAAUGACAGAGAAGGGAAGGAGAAGUCGGAGAAAAACAAUACUUCAGUUAAAGAGAAAGAGCACAAUAAAGAACCAGAUUCAACUGUGGGCAAAGAAGUAGAUGAUAAGGAUGUACCAAGGACUGAGGAAAACCAAGUUCAGCAAAACGGGAACUGUCAGCCAAUUGAAGAAAACCUGUCUACCAAAACAGAAGCAGUAUAAUGUGGACUGAUGAAUACUCCUCUAUACUCAGUGCUGGAAUCAAAUCCAAAGCUUCUUAUUUUCUCAACAAGAUGUUAACAGGAAGGAAACCUGAUGAACAUAAAGAUAGGAGCUAACAGCUGUUAGGUGGACAUCCAUUUGUUAGGUGGACAUCUUGUUACUGAGUAAGAAAAUCAAGCAUGGACAUCAUAAGAAUAUCAGGUGUUACCCAAACUCAUCACCUUCUGAAAUCUGUGCAUUUCCAUGGUGGCUGACACACUUGUCAUGUGGUUUGUUAGUGUUUGCCAAGAACCACUGCAAAUAAGUUGAACGUCAAAGAUCCAAAUUUGUGCUCUACCCUAAAGACUGGGGAUAAGCAUUGGAGGCUCUCUAAAAAAAUGCUAGUUACUGAAUUUUGUAUUGUUUUACUUUUUUAAAAAAAAAUUCAAUAUAUACAGUUUGAUGAUGUGCUUGAAAUUGGUGCAAAUAUAUACACACCCUUGUAAGUGCAAAGUAUGUAAGAAGUUUUAACAUUGACUUCACAGAUUCACAGUGAUUGUGGUAAAUUCUCACUAUUGUGUUUUCUUUUGUUCACUGUUUAGGACAGCAGUUUUUCUUUAAAAUAGUUUUACGGAUUAAAGUUGCUUAAAUAAGUUGAUUAAAAAACAACUGACAAUGCAUGCUACUGUUCUCUUUCAAAAGGAAGAGCAACUCGUUGAGUACUAAUAAUGAUAUUGGUAUUCAGUGUUAGAAUCAUCGGGUCUACCCGAAAAGUAAGCCUUUCUCUUUGAACUUUCUUGACAUUACCAAGCUUAUUAUGAAUAAUAUUGCAGUAUGUCUUGUCAGCUGUAGGUGGCAAAGAUGCCCUUAUACAGUGGAAACUGGGUUUUCAAAAUGGGCUACGAGAGCACAAGCUGAAGCUUUAGUGCCUUCUACAAUGUGGUAUACUGUUUUCUAGAAUUUUAUAUGUGCUAAAAUUCAUACGGAAUCCAGGUGGAUAUUCUGUCAUACCCCACACCCAUAGAACAGUAUGCAAGCAGUAUGUCUGAGAGCUUCUGACUUUGUUCACCUGAUGGGAGGAGGAAUUCCUGUUUUUUUAGACUGACUUUAGAGUUUAAAACAACAAUGCAGUUUUGGGACCAUCUUUUUUUUUUUCUUUUUUUUAAUACUGUGAUAAUUGAAAAUGAAACAUGCUCUUCUUUCCUCAAAUCAAAAGAAAUCUUUUAGUUGACUAUAUUGGAUGGCCUUAAUUAUUACCUCAAUCAUUUUCUCAUAAAUGAUAUGCAGAAAUUAUACUUAAAGGGAGGACUAGGAGUAUACAGGGGAUUAUUUUAUAUUUAAAGAUAUGUUUACUUGCGUUUAAGAUAUAGGUCACUCAUCAGUCUUAGGUUCACUUUGCAGAAAGUAUGCAAGUAGUAAAAUGACAACAAUGCUACGGUUUUUCCCCAAAACUAUAACUUGUAGUUUAUGAACUCUACUCUUUUCGUUGUUACAGUUCCAAAAACGUAAUACUUUAAUUUAGCAUGUCAUUAAAAAUCAAGUAUAAUUUUAAUGCAAUCUAAUACAAUCAAAUUACUCAGUUGCCUUACCUCAUGGGAAGAGUUACUUUUAUAGAUUUAAAAAGUUUAGUAGAAUGUUAGUUACUUGGUUUCAACUUGAGUUUUGUUUUAAUGUUAAUACUGUUGAAACUUUAAGAAUUUGGUGGUGAGUGGAAAGAGUUACCCUUUUUUGCAAGUAAUGAAGCCUGGGUUUGAUUAUGAAGCUGCUUAAUCAUCUUCAUGUGUUCAGAAUUACUUUGUGUGUGGUUGGUUUUUUUUGUUUGUUUUUUGUUUUGGUAACUGUGUACAUUAAAAUUUUGGAAAAUGCUUUACUAUGUAAAGUACAUAGUCAUGUAAUCAUUCGGCCACAUGUUGGCUGGUAAACAGCUUAUUCUGAUCCAAGGAUGCUUGGGUGCAUAGUGGAAAGAUUGUGAAGGAGUGUGAGCCCUGCAUCAGCAGCUGUCUUAUUUAUGAUAUGUAAGUAGAAUAGAGCAAAUGUUGUUUGAAUCUUUGUUAUUUUUUAGUACCAUUUCUCUAAUAAAGCUAAGUAUUUUAGAGGAAAGUAUUUGUUUAUACAUUUCAAAAAAGCAUUUGAGUUUCAUCCUGCUUUUGUUUUAGUGACAGAGAGGGUUUUGGGAGGGUGCAUGUUUGUAUAGUGUCUAUAAAACAAUCUUUUGAAGUUGUGUUUUCUUUACUCUGGACCCUUACUAAAAUUAUUUAUUUAUUGGCUGCACUGGAAUUUGAACUCAGGGCCUCGUGCUUGCUGGAUAGU
This is a messenger RNA of Castor canadensis (American beaver), 4003 nucleotides long. The record is from RefSeq and is a predicted model, not a curated record. Lineage: Eukaryota; Metazoa; Chordata; Mammalia; Rodentia; Castoridae.